Messenger RNA from Aspergillus welwitschiae, 569 nucleotides. RefSeq lists its product as uncharacterized. NCBI's taxonomy places the organism in Eukaryota, Fungi, Ascomycota, Eurotiomycetes, Eurotiales, Aspergillaceae. The record is from RefSeq and is a predicted model, not a curated record. The transcript has a single exon. The coding region runs from base 10 to 228 and encodes 72 amino acids.
CUUUUUGUUAUGCAUUAUUUCGUAUUUGCUUGUUCUGUCUCUCGCUACGACAAACGCGGGGGAAAUCAUGCAGUUGUGUUUUGCUUCUCUCUGAUAGUGGCUUUGUUCCGUUGCCUGAUUUUCCUCCCCGUAACCGACGGAUUAGGUCUGGCCGGUUCUCAACCCUGCCCUGGAUCCAUCCGGGCAUUCAGCCACGGGCUCCACGUCGAUGCAAACAAUCGGCAUUAGAAAUGAGCCAUAUACUCACAUCCCAUGGAGCACUGUCGUCACUAACAACUAGUCGCUUCGACUAAAGUUAAAGCUAUUUCCGAAGGCGUGAUUGGUCUUGGCCACUGCAGCAAGGGAGUCGACACCUACUAUCGCUCGACUUUAGUCUACCUCAUUUACGAGAAUGACCCGAAGGUCAAUGCAUGCGUAAGCUCAGCUGGAUCUCUAGCGUGGCCCUUACUUGCAAGGCUACCUUUUCUGCAAGCAUUGUAUUGACAGGCCCGAUGUAUACCGGCCGAGCUAUUUGUACAUAAAGGGCCCUUCCCUCGACUGACAAUGUACCCUGGCUGAAUAGAAAACAG